CAGUCCAGUUGUUUCCGCUCCGAGAGAGGUUACGAUUCCGUAUCCGUAUUUUUUUUUCAAGUUGUCGAGAAAUCGCUUGCACGUAGUCAAAAUUUCACGUGGCACAAAUUAAAAGUUACACGCCUCAGGUUGCAGUACACCGCACCACCGCCUCGAUCCGAAACAGAACCGAAAGCACACACCUCCACUUUAAUCCACUUGAACCCACUUUUAUCCACUGACCACGAUGGCCCACAACGGGGCGGGUGGCGGAGCCGCGGGAACGGGCAUCCCGCAAACCACGGUCAUGUAUUCCCAAUUGCAGCCAUGGAGCCAGGCGGGCGCCCCCUGCAUGGAGCCCGUCAUGGGACCCUCGAUCCCGCCGAGAGUGGGCGCCGCCUACGAGACGCCCACGAAGCACCCGUGGCGCCCGGCCAUGGCCUACGAGCUGAUCCAGGUGAAGCACCUGCCCGAGCAGCCGGUGACCAACCAGCUGACCAAGCAGUGCUUCCUGCCCAAGGGCAUGAAGACGGACGGGAUGAUCUUCCCCAACCUGGUCACCGGGUUCGACCGCAACCCCCAGCACGCCGCUCGGGCCGCCCUCUACACGCGGUACACCAGCAACGAGUGGUACAACAACAACAUGACCAAGUACUCCGAGUCCAACAUGAACCGCAACUUGUCUGAGCGCAUGCGCAACGACGCAGUGCGUCUGAUGCGGGAGACGGACGAGAAGGCGACCUCGGGCCAGCGGGACGCCGGGCGGCGGCUGGGCGAACGGAUCACCGACCUCACCUUCUGGCGCAACGAGCUGAACGCGGAGCUGGAGAAGCUGAUCGCCGAGAUGUCGGACAUCAACGAGCUGCAGCGGCAGUGCGGCAAGGCGCUCCUCGACCUGGAGAUCCCGCUGCACAUCGCCCAGGAGUGCCUCUUCCACCGCGAGUCCCGCCAGGGCACCGAGAAGGUGCACGACAUCGUCGAGAAGGCGCUCCUCGUCGAGAUCAACAACCUGCGCAACUCGCGCGACCGCCUCGGCGGUCUGCACGAGAAGAUCUCGAAGCAAGCGCUCGACUGCCGUGGCGCCCAGCACCUGCUGGAGGACGACGUCUCCCACAAGGAGUCCUCGCUGGGCAUCGACUCCAUGUGCCACCAGCUGAACAACCACAGUCGCGGCAUCACCUACUACGGCGGCAUCGAGAAGUUCGACCCCUCGGUGAGCACCCAGGAGUCCUGGGCGCAGGCCAGCAGCGAGCACGUCCGCCGGUCACAGGCGGAGCGCGCCAAGCUCUCCCAGCUGCGCAGCGACUCGCAGAGCGUGGUGAACUCGGUGGCCACCACCGUGUGGGACUUCUGGAGCAACACGAACAACGCCUUCGACCGGCGCGCCCAGGAGAUGGCCGAGGCCAAGAACCGCGUCCAGCUGCACCUGCAGAAGGUGCAGCAGGAGCUGUUCGACAUGGAGAAGCACCUCUUCCUGCUGCAGAAGGCCAUCCAGGACAAGUCCGGUCCGCUGAAGGUGGCCCAGACGCGGCUGGAGGCCCGCUCGCACCGCGAGGGCGUCGAGCUGUGCAAGGACCACGCCCAGGACCGGCUCGUCCAGGAGGUGCAGGACAUCCAGGGCGCCGUGGAGACGCUGCACCACAAGCUGCAGGAGGCGGAGGCCACGCACCAGGGUCUGCUCAAGACGCGCUGCACCCUGGAGGUGGACCUGCGCAACAAGGUCAACGCCCUGUUCAUCGACCGGGAGAAGUGCAUGAGCCUGAGGCGCUCCUUCCCGGUCAGCAACCUGAUCAAGUACUGAUCAGCUCCGACUGGACACUGGACCAGCCUCCGAGCUCCGAGCUCCAGACUCCGGAGGCUUGGGUUCCCUGCACCGUAGCACCGCUUACCUGCUUCUUGCCACAAUAAAUCUGCCUGUUUGUCCACUCUGAA
Molecule: messenger RNA, 1911 nt
Organism: Drosophila ficusphila
Lineage: Eukaryota; Metazoa; Arthropoda; Insecta; Diptera; Drosophilidae
Product: tektin-3
Biological process (GO): cilium assembly; cilium movement involved in cell motility
Cellular component (GO): nucleus; microtubule cytoskeleton
Source: RefSeq, a predicted model, not a curated record